This is a messenger RNA of Chenopodium quinoa (quinoa), 1317 nucleotides long. RefSeq names its product protein COFACTOR ASSEMBLY OF COMPLEX C SUBUNIT B CCB1, chloroplastic-like. The transcript is spliced from 4 exons. The coding region runs from base 300 to 1112 and encodes 270 amino acids. The record is from RefSeq and is a predicted model, not a curated record. NCBI's taxonomy places the organism in Eukaryota, Viridiplantae, Streptophyta, Magnoliopsida, Caryophyllales, Amaranthaceae.
AUUCUCCUAAAACUCCACGCACGGAAGGAGUAACAAGUAAUAACCUUUAGUCAUUCGUUACCUAGAACUAAUAUAUGGUCUAGAUUUUAACAUGUAUCAACGUAUACCAAUUCAAUGACCAUGAUUCAAAGCUUGUGGUGCUCAUCUUUUAAACAAAAUCAACUCUACCAAUUUCUAACACCAAAAACUUAACCAUAUUCCAACCAAGUUCUUCCAUUGUAGCAUUUCGCAAUUCACAAUUUACAAUUUCACAUUGUUCAUAGUCUUAUCCCCUCACAAACCUCGAACACUUCACAAAAAUGGUAGCCAACCUCUUCUCUCCUUCUCAUCCACUAUCAUCUUGCUCCUCAAUCUCCAACUAUAAUAAAACCAGAGAAUUUUCUCUCUCCUACCAUACCCAACAACAACAACAAUUUCCAGCUAUUUCGAAGCCGAAAAGAGCAGUAAAAGUUGCAGUUUCUGCCUCCCUCCAAGAAAUUGAAUUAGCAUCAGAUUUAGCCAAUCAUCUUCAUGAAAAUCCAUCUUCUUUGUUUGUAAUAGCAGAAGGUGUUGGGUAUUCUGUUGCUAGCUAUUAUACUUCUCUGGGUCUGUUUGUUAUCUCUGUUCCGGGCCUUUGGUCUCUCAUCAAACGUUCUGUUAAAUCUAAGAUUGUAAAAAAGACAUACGUACAAGCGGAAGAGAAUAAAAAGGCACCAAAUCAGGUUGCAGGAGAAAUCUUAUCCUACUUCACUCGUAACAAUUUUGCGGUGACCGAUAGAGGAGAGACUAUUACUUUUGAAGGGAUGAUGGUACCGAGUAGGGGGCAAGCAGCAUUGCUGACAUUCUGCACCUGCAUAAGCCUAGCAAGUGUGGCUCUAGUGCUUACGAUUACGUUUCCGGAUGUGGGCAACAAUUGGUUUUUGAUCACUGCCCUUAGUCCUUUGGCUGGAAUAUAUUACUGGCAACGUGCAGCGAGAAAGGAGCAGAUCAAGAUCAAAAUGGUUGUAGGAGAGGAUGGGACACUGUCCGACGUCAUAGUUCAAGGAGAUGAUCAGCAAGUGGAGCAAAUGAGGAAGGAGCUACAGCUGAAUGAAAAAGGGAUGGUGUAUGUCAAGGGCAUUUUGGAAAGAUAGUCACACCAGAUCAAGCAAGAACCCUCUGCAGAUUCUUUUCACGGCUACUAUUAGAUACAACAGUAAAAUGUUAAAUUUAAUCAAGAAAAUCUCACUCCCUUUAUCUUUCUUGAGAGCAUUUUGUAAGGCAAAUAGUCUUUGCUGAGAUGUAAAUACUUCCAGAAAUCUACAGAGCCACAUGCAUCUAAAGUUCAAAUCUUUACAA